UAUUGCUCUGAAGUUACCCUCACUCUCUCUCUUUCUCUCUCAAUAGUUAUUUAUUUUCUGCUUUGAUCUUGCAUGGGUAGUCAGGUACAUAUCAACGAAAUUAGUCCAGAACCAGAUGUCAAAACUGUUGAAUGUGAGUCGGGUGUUGUGGAGGAAAGGAGGAGUUUAGCGUACUUGACAUGGGAAGAGCUUGGAGUAGUUGUUUCAAGCUCAGAGUGGAAUGCAGGGAAAGAUGGAUGUAAAUCUAUACUUUCUGGUGUCUCUGGUUAUGCUAAACCAGGAGAGAUUGUUGCGAUUAUGGGUCCUUCUGGUUGUGGGAAGUCCACUCUCCUUGAUUUAUUGGCUGGGAGGUUGGCUUCCAAUACAAGGCACAAUGGACGAGUUCUAAUUAACGGACAUAAACAGAGGCUUACCUAUGGCACUUUGGCAUAUAUGACUCAAGAACAAGUUUUAAUGUGGACGCUAACCGUGAAAGAAGCCGUGUACUACUCAGCUGAACUCCAACUGCCCAAGUUGAUGCCAAGAUCUGAGAAGAGGGAGAGAGCAGAUAGAACAAUAAGGGAGAUGGGGCUCCAAGAUUGUGUGAACACCAGAAUAGGAGGUUGGGGUUUUAAAGCACUUAGUGGUGGUCAAAAGAGGCGUGUAAGCAUUUGUUUAGAACUCUUGACACACCCCAAACUUCUGUUGCUUGAUGAGCCUACGAGUGGCCUUGAUAGUGCGACUUCAUACCAUGUCAUGAACCAGAUUGUCAAGCUCACUCUGCAAUACCAGAUGACGGUUUUAGCAGCAAUCCAUCAACCUAGUAGUCAACUUUUUGGACUCUUUAACAAUCUUUGUCUUCUCUCUAUGGGGAAAACGAUAUACUUUGGUCCUACUUUGGCUGCAAAUCAGUUUUUUGCAGUAAAUGGUUUUCCUUGCCCAGAUCUCCAGAGUCCUGCAGAUCAUUACCUUAUGACAAUCAACAUAGAUUUUGAUGAGGACACUGUUCGUGGAGAGGUUCCUGCUGAGCACGUAAUCAGUGCACUUGCUGAAUCUUACAAGUCAUCCGAGAUGUAUACGAAAGUGAAAAAUGAAAUAUCCACUAUAUGUAGAGAGAAAGGAGACCUAAUUCUGAGAGAACGAAGCCUACAAGCCAAAUUCAUUACACAGUGCUCGAUAUUAUCGCAAAGAUCGUUUAUAAACAUGUACCGUGAUCCAGGAUACUACUGGUUGCGCCUUGGCAUAUAUAUUGGGUUUGGUUUUUCGCUAGGAACAAUCUUUUUCCAAAUUGGUUUGGGAUUUGGCUCUAUUCAUGAUAGGGUUUCAAUGAUCAUGUUUGUUUCAUCAUUCUUGACCAUUUUAGCCAUUGGCGGGUUCCCCUCCUUUGUGGAGGAAGUAAAAGUCUUUCAAUGGGAAAGGUUAGAUGGGCAUUACACGGUUGGAUCAUUCGUUAUCAGCAACGCCAUCUCUUCAAUACCAUACCUAUUUCUCAUCUCCAUAAUCCCAGGAGCAAUAGCUUACUCACUCAUGGGACUUCAAAGUGAACCCAACUUAUUUAUCUAUUUUGUGUUAGUAAUCUUUGCGUCAAUGUUGCUGGCUGAGUGUCUUAUGAUGAUUGUAGCUACCAUUGUUCCAAAUUUUCUCAUGGGGAUCAUAUGUGGUGCUGGAAUCCAAGGAUUGAUGAUACUAGCGUCAGGGAUCUUUCGAUUGCCAAAUGAUUUACCCCAUGUUAUAUGGAGAUACCCUAUGUACUAUAUUUCGUUCCAUAGGUACGUAUUACAAGGAUUGUAUAAAAAUGAGUUUGAAGGGCUAAAGUUCCCUGAGUACUCAGGAGGUCCUCCUACAAUUGAUGGUGAGAUGAUAUUGAAGAGUGUAUUGCAAAUCGAGAUGCAAUACUCUAAGUGGGUUGACCUGGGAGUCUUGUUUGGUAUGCUUGUUGCAUACAGGAUAAUCCUCUUCUGUACUAUUAAGAUAAUAGAGAGAGUGAAACCUAUUAUUAAAGAUUUCAUGUCGUGUUAUAGUUAUAGCAACUAGAAAUUCUUCUACCGGACCCCAUGUGUUGUUUGUAACACUUCUUUUGUCUACAUGAACCACAU
Molecule: messenger RNA, 2075 nt
Organism: Lactuca virosa
Lineage: Eukaryota; Viridiplantae; Streptophyta; Magnoliopsida; Asterales; Asteraceae
Source: the annotation of a GenBank genome assembly